AUGGACUGUGUAUUAACUUACAAUCUUUCAUGUGUGAAUGAUACACACGCACAAUUGAAUUCAUCAUCAACCAUAUUUGGCGAUGUACUCCAUUCAAAUCUAUUAAACAUUGGUGAACAUUCAAAUACAGAAUUGAUAACAUCAACUAGUCAUCCAGUAUCAUCAUCAAUCCUUGUAUCUUUACAACAUUGUAUUAUAACAGCUAUUAUUCUGGGUGCAAUCGUUUUAUCAACAAUAACAGGAAAUAUAUUAGUUAUUGCUGCGGUUAUUUUAGAAAGAAAUCUUCAUUCAGUUGCUUAUUAUCUUUUUGUAUCCUUAGCUGUUGCCGAUUUAAUGGUAGCUACUAUGGUGAUGCCAGUAGCUAUUCUAAAAGAAGUGACACGUUCAUGGGUGCUCGGCAGCAUUGUUUGCGAUAUUUGGGUGAUGAUCGAUCUGUUAUGUUGCACAGCUUCAAUACUACAUCUUGUUGCAAUAGCCCUCGAUCGUUAUUGGGCUAUAACUAAUUUGGACUAUGCAACAAAACGAACACCUGGCCGAGUUCUUGUUCUUAUUUGUAUUAUCUGGGCGACUUCCAUUCUCAUCGCAAGUUCUCAUUCAUUCCCUAUAUUUCGUAACAAACAAGGUCGCCUAGCCGGCCAAUGUCAAAUAAUAGGCAAUGUUACGUACACAAUUAUUUCAACUGUCGGAGCUUUUUAUAUUCCACUGAUUGGUAUGUGUAUUAUCUAUUGGAAAAUCUUUCAAGCAGCAAAAUUUCGUAUAAGACGUAAAGCAUUCACUUCAAAUCCACCUGCUACGCCUACAUUGACUCAUCCACAGCAUGAAAUAUCAUCUUCAACACACAUAACAACAGCAAAUCAUGAAAUAGAUAAAAAACAUUCACCAUUAGAGCAUUUAAAAUUUCUAAGAAAAAGUCAUUCGAUAAUGAAUAAUGCAAAUGAUAUCGAACCUGAUAAUGUAUCAACAUAUUCAUUACCAAUAAAUCAUCAACAUCAUCAUCAUCAUCAUCAUCAUCAUCAUCAUCAUGAUUGUCAACUAAAAACACUUAAAAAAACACAUUUUGUUCUACUAAAGAAAAAACAUAAAAAGAAUUUUGAAGAUCAACUUGAACAAAACAUCAAUCAUUCUAAUCCAGUUGUACCACCCUUGUUAACAUCAACAUUCACUAAUGAUUUAACAAUUCCAAUGAAUACAAUUCAAAAUCCAUUAGUAACACCAAAUUCUACACCAUCCAGUUCUCCACAUCUUCCUCGUGCACAUAUAGUUAUAACAGACACACAUCAUAUAUCUGUACCGAAAUCUCCAUUAAUGUCGGCACGAAAAAAAACUGAUGUUAAACGCGAACGUAAAGCAACAAAAGUGCUUGGUGUUGUUAUGGGCUGCUUUAUACUAUGUUGGUUACCAUUUUUCAUUGAAGAAACAGUAUGCGGAAUAUUUCAUUUAACAAUAAAUGAAAAAAUGAUCAGUGUAUUAACAUGGUUGGGUUAUUUGAAUAGUAUGUUGAACCCUGUGAUCUAUACAAUAUUUGCACCUGAUUUUCGACAGGCAUUUGGAAAAAUUCUAUUUGGCAAAUAUCGGAAACGAUCGAGAUUAAAAAAAUAA
Molecule: messenger RNA, 1599 nt
Organism: Rotaria socialis
Lineage: Eukaryota; Metazoa; Rotifera; Eurotatoria; Philodinida; Philodinidae
Source: the annotation of a GenBank genome assembly